CGCUUCACCAUACAAAACCUAAAAUAUGACCGGACAGCGCUGCAGCCGCUCACCGUUCUCCGCGCAUGCGUACACAACGGCCGAUCGAUGUCUUAGGCCAGUAGCCAUCAAGCCGUCGAAGGCAUCAUGCGUUCGCACUGACGCGGGAACCGCCAAGCUGUAUCUCCGAGAGUACGCCGGCGACGAGGGGCCGCCCUGUCGGGAGGACUGGCGUCGCCCGCAGGAGUGGUCGGGCCAGGCGCGCGGGCGCCUGCCGCAGGUCGACCGCAGCCCCUCCCGGCGGAGCCCCUACCUCACCAGAGAUGACGAACCCUCCCCAGCCCCCGACGAACGGGGGCGCUCGGCCUCCGCGGGCGCCCACCAUCGCGCGCGCCCCAGGCCCUUACGCUACCAAUCCCUGGAGAGAGACUACGACCGCUCGUACGCCCCUCCGCCGCCCCCUGAAGAUGACUACUAUGACAGACGCCGCGAACCACCUCCGCUGUUCCUUGGCGAACUGCAAUCCCAGAAUUCUGAUCUACAACGGGAAUUGGGGAACCUUAAGAAGGAACUGGAAUUGACCAAUCAGAAGCUGGGCUCGAGCAUGCACAGCAUUAAGACCUUUUGGAGCCCGGAGCUGAAGAAAGAGAGGGCGCUGAGGAAGGAGGAGAGCGCGAAGUACAGCCUUAUUAACGACCAACUGAAACUGCUCAAUCAGGAAAACCAGAAACAAGCCAUGCUCGUCCGCCAACUAGAAGAGGAACUGAGGCUCCGCAUGAGACAACCAGCGCCGGAGCUGCAGCAGCAGAUGGAACAGCUGUUUGCGGAGAACGAGCACUUGCAGAGGGAGAUAGCGAUAUUGAGAGACACUAUCAAGGAACUAGAACUGAGGAUUGAAACGCAGAAGCAAACGUUACAAGCCAGAGAUGAAAGUAUUAAGAAGUUGCUUGAAAUGCUGCAGAAUAAAGGAAUGGGUAAAGAAGAAGAGAGGCAAAUGUUCCAACAGAUGCAGGCAAUGGCGCAAAAACAGGAGCUCAAGGCGACGGCGGACACGCUGCGGGCGCUGCAGACGCAGCUGGAGCGCGCGCUCGCGGCGGCGGGGCUGCCCGGCGGCUCCGCGGGCGCCACGCUCACCGCCGUGCUGGAGACCAAGGAAGCGCGCAUCGCCACGCUGGAGCGCCAGGUCGCGUUGCUCGAAGGCGAGCUGGCCGCGCUCGUGUCGCCGCCGCCGCCCUCGCUAGCGCCCUCGCACACCUCGCUUUUCGAUAAAGCUGAACCUCCCUUCAAGAGACAAUUGGACGAGUUCCGGUUGGAGAUUCAGCGGCGCGACCAGGAGAUCCUGGCGAUGGCUGCGAAGAUGAAGGCCCUGGAAGAACAGCAUCAGGAUUACCAGAGACACAUAGCCGUCCUGAAGGAGUCACUCUGCGCGAAGGAAGAACACUACAGCAUGCUACAGACCGACUUUGCUCACCAGGUUGAAGAGCUAAAGGCCCGUUUAGAUGAGAAAAGUAGGAUAGUGGAGAAGAAAACUGCCGCUGCGUUAACAGCUGUGCAUGAGUUGGCAGAGCUCAGAGAUCACUCGGAGAUCAAGGAUAGGAAGAUCAACGUGCUGCAGAGAAAGAUUGAAAACCUCGAAGACCUUUUGAAAGAAAAAGAUAAUCAAGUGGACAUGGCUAGAGCCCGACUGAACGCUAUGCAAGCCCACCAUUGUUCCUCUGAAGGCGCACUUUCUUCCCUCGAAGAAGUAAUCGGAGAUAAAGAAAAGCAAAUCCAACAAUUAAGAGAGCAAAGAGACAGAGCCGAACAUGAAAAGAAUGAAGAACGGGAGCUACACGAACGGGAGAUAGCUGAAUAUAAAAUGAAACUACACGCGUUAGAGAGUGAGGUUGAAAAACUUGGGGCGAGACUUGAAAGAGCACAAGCUGAGAAAGAUAGACUUGAAGCGAAACUAGAGAGCUCUCAGUCAGAAUUAGGGAAGUCUAAAGCGGAGUUGGAUAAAGCAGCAAGUGAAGUAGGAAGAUCUGGAGCUGAUUGGGAAGCAGCGAAACAACGUUUAGCUAGACUUGAGCUGGAGAAUGAAAGGUUGAAGCACGAGCUUGAAAGAUCGCAGACAACGUUUGGUAGAAGCACUUUGACCACUUCUCAAGAGUUAGAUCGUGUUCAAGAAAAAGCAGAUAAGUCGGCUGCAGAGUUGAGAAGGGCUCAGGCAGAGUUGAGAGUCACUCAGGCAGAUGCGGAAAGGGCCCAUUCCGAGAACAGUGCCCUUCAGGAUAAACUUGAAAAGUCUCAGGGAGAAGUGUACAGGUUGAAAGCCAAACUUGAAAAUGCACAAACUGAACAGGAUAGCUUGAAGGAAGAAUAUGAUCGAAUCCAAUCAUCAAUAAGCCGCUUACACUCCGAGCGAGACAAAGCUGUAGCCGAGCUAGACAAAGCUCGUGAAGAACUCGAGCGGACCCAAGCUACCCUGGGCAAGGCUCAGCUGCAGCAAGACAAACUGCAAGCGUCCCUAGACUCCGCUCAUUCGGAGAUCGAUAAGCUGCAAGAGAAGCUGGAUAAGGCUGCCGCUGAGAACAGAAAGCUGCAAGUAGACCGCGAGAAGCAGGCCUAUGAUUUCGAGUCCCUCCAAUCGCAACUGGACAAGGCCCUGGGCCAGGCUGCUCGGCUACAGAAAGAGAGAGACACAGCUCAGUUGGACGUCGACAGAUACCGAGACAAGCAUGACAAAGCACAGGCUCUCGUAGCCCGUAUCCAGAAAGAGCGGGACGCAGCACUGGCCGAUGCCGCCAGCUGCCGCGAGCGAGCGGAAGCAGCCGCCGCAGCUGCUAACAGAGCAGCUCGUGACCGCGACAGUGCUGCCACUGAGCUGGAUGUCCUUAGAGAGCGGUGGGAGAAGGCGCAUCAGCAACACCAGAAACUGACUAUGGAACGAGAUGACGCCCUAACAGAAUUGGAAAUCAUGAAGGAGAAACUCGACAAGGCACUGUACUCCUCGCAGAAGACGAUCGAAGAGAAAGAGACGGCGCACAAAGAAUACGAGAAAAUGCUCGAAAAGUAUGAUAGAUCUCAAAAUGAAAUAUAUCGUCUGCAAAACAAGAUAGACAUUUUAGAAGCAGAUAAAGAUCGCCUUGAAUUGGAACUGGAGAAACAUUCACAUUUAGCCACGAAAUUCAGAGACGACCAGAGGAAAUUGCAAGAUGAACUAUCUAGGUUGCAAGAAAUGUAUGAUAGAGCUUCUUUGCAAUUAGGCAGGACUAAAGAACAGGAAGAAAAAGCUAAAGAAGACAUGGAUAGGCUUAACGUUGACAUCGAAAUGGUUAGGGAGCGAUACGAAAAGAGCCAGAUCGAACUUAGGCGGUUGCAAGCAGAGAAAGAGAAGUUAGUAGCGGAUAAUGAAAGACUUCAAUUCGAAUAUGAUCGUGCUAUGACUCAGUGUGGCAAAGCACAAGCCUCUAAUGAAAAGACCCAAGAAGAAAUGGCCAGAGUACAAAUUGAACUCGAGAAAAUGUAUGACAAACAUGACAAAGUUGCUUCUGAACUUAGAAGAGUACAAGCCGAGUUAGACAAAGUUAAGCAAGAUGCAAGUGGUGCGAGGGAAGAAGCUGAGAGGUAUGCAGCACGCUACGGAAAGUAUCAUGAUACUAAAGAGGAGCAUGAGAGGACUAAAUUGGAAGUGGAGCGUCUUCGCGCGAGGUUAGAGAAGACUACGCUUGAGUUGGAGCGAGCGCGGAAAGCUGAUGAAGAAGUUUCCCGUCUCCGGUCAGAACUAGAACGUGUCGAAGGCCUACGAGGUAAAUACCAAUUCGAACAGGAUAAAUGGACCAACGAAUUAACUCGAAUGCAGGCAGAGUUAGACAAGCAACGUGAAAGAUACGAAGUAGCUCAAACAGACAUUCAACGUCUGCAGGCUGAGAAGGACCAAGCAGAAACGAAGCUACACGAACUGAAUAUACAGUUAGAAUUGUCAAAGAGCGAAGUGACUAAAUUAAGUGGGGCGUUGGAGAAACAAAGAACUGAUCUUGAACGGGCUCAUAUUGAGUGCGAGAAGUUCAGGGACCGAUGUGAGAAACUUAAAUUGCGUUCAGAACAGCUGGAUAAGGAUAAUGAGAGACUCAAGGGUGAAUUGCAGCAAAUUGAAAGGAUGAAGUUACAAGCAGUUGCAGGUGAUAAAGCUAGGACUGAAGAUAGAUUAGAAAUCGAACGUCUCCGAGACAAAUUGGAAAAAGCAAUACAAGCUAGAGACUCGACGGAAAUGGAAGCAGGUCGUUUAGCCAAGGAGCUUGAGAAGUCUCAGAUACAUCUUGCCAAAUAUCAAGAAACCAAUGAAACAACUCGAGUAGAAUACGAAAGAAUGACGAACGAAUUGGGUAGAAUGCACGAGCGCCUUGAACGUACUAUACUAGAAAUGAGACAGAUAGAGCAAGAGAGAGAUGCAUUAAGAGCAGAAAUUCAGAAUACGAGACGCAAUAUUGAACAGCAACAAAGGACGUUGGACCACCGAACACAAGAAACGUUAGUUAAAUUACAGCAGGAACUAGCUCAGUCAGUGCGGGACAGAGAAAAGAUGGCCUCAAUAUUAGAACAAAGGGACAAACAAGCAGAUGCUAUUGAAAAGCAGAUAGUAAAGUUAGAAUCGGAUACAAAACAAUUGACCAUCGAACGUGACCAACUAGUAGCUCAAUUAGAAAAGUCCCAAGAUAUGUUAGUGAACUUUCAGAGAGAACUAAACGCGUCAGAGGCUGAACUGCAAAAGCAGCGUGAAGAAGUGCGUCGAUUGAAAGAAGAACAGAGGAAAAUGGCUCAGGAUUCCGAACGUGGCACUAAAACCGUCCUUGAAACUCGUGACAGGGAGAUCGCUAAACUACAGCAACAAGUCCAAGUGGUUUCUAAAGAAAGGGAUACUAUUAGACAGCGAGCUGAGAAGGCAGAGCAAGAAGCGAAGAAAGUCGGAGAGAUUGAGAAAUGGCGUGCCGCAGUGGAAGCUGAGAAAACAAAAGCUAUCGCUGCGGAAAAAGCUUUGUCUGAAUGUCAACAGCGUUUGCAAAGCGUGGAGAAACAGUUCCACGCUCAACAACAGCAAUUACAUCAGCUUCAAGCGCGGGGCCCGUCCGACGUACGGGAAGUUCAGAAGCAGCUCGAAGCGGCUCAGGCGGAGGCGCGCGCGCUGGCCACCGAGCGCGAGCGCUGCCAGGCUCAGCUGGAGAUGCUGGUCCAAGAAUUGGAGAAGAGCCAGCUCGAUCUUCACGAAGCGAACAAGAAACUUCAGUCGGCUGGCGCUCAGAACGCAAAAGCUGGGGAAGACACAGCCCAUGCUAAACGCCAGUUGCAAGAAGAAUUUAAGAAGUUGGAAGACGCGAGGAGACACUUCGAAGAGCAGAGAAGAACUUUUGAAAACAAGAGGAAAGACGUGGAGGAGAAGGAGAAGUCGCUGACGGAAUUAGAUCGACAGUUAAAGAAGAGGAAAGAGCAAAUGGACCAAAUGGAAGCAUCUUUGAGGAAGGCCGGCGGAAGCACAGCAGCGGUGACUGACCUGAACCGCAAACUGACAGAUUCUCAGAAGGAAGCAGAACAGCUGAAACAGCAGAUGGAGCAGAGCAAAGAAGAGGCGAAGCGGCUCACAGCGGAGACAGAGAGACUGUUACAGUUGGUGCAGAUGUCACAAGAAGAGCAGGCGCAGAAGGAGAAGCAGAUUAUGGAUCUGCAACAGUCUGUGAGAAACCUUCAAGCCAAACUGAAAAGUCAGCAACAAGCACAAGCACAAAGAGAAGAGGAACUGAGCCGAGCGAAAGAGAACGAAAUAGCAGCUGUAGAGAGACAUAAAAUGUCACGGAAAGAGAUAAACGAAUUACAAUCAAAACUAGAAGAGAAAAAAAUGAAACUAAUUGAUUUAGAGAUAGAACUGAACGAAUCGUCACUAAUAUUAUCUGAAGUGCUUAAAAUUUCUAACAAUCCUGAAAUUUCAAAUAUACAGAGAAGCAAAAGCUUUUUUGAAUUACAGAAGAGUGGUAAGGUAGUGGAUAGGCUUGACAAAUGCAGGUUUAGCAGGAGCCAUAAUGAUAUUGACCUUAUGGAGGAACGGCCAGAGGCAACGUUCGGAAAACUAUCAAGAAAAAUAUCCGACUUAUCGAAAGAAAUGUCAAUAAAGAAUUCCAAAAUAAUAGAACAGCAGAGAUGUAUAUCAAUUUUAGAAGAUGCUUUGAGAGAAAAUAAUAAUAUUGCUGAGUUUGAACAACUUCUGGCUGUGGUAAGAAGUAAAGAUGAGAGGAUAAACGAACUGGAACAGAUUGUUAAUAAAAGAAUAUUAGUGCCGGUUGAAUUUAAAGAUAAAAGAAUACAAGAGUUGGAAGAGGCUCUUAAAGAAUCAAUCCUGAUUGCUGCUGAACGUGAGAAGGUUUUCUAUGAGGAAGAACAGAGGCGAAUCGAAACUUUGAAAAAGAUGAAAAAGAUGGAGCAGCGUAUCAGAUCGUUGCAAAACGCUUCGGCGCUGAAUUGCGAGACGUGUUCAGCGAUGCUAAAGCGCUUCAAGCAGCUGGAAGAUGCGUUGCGAGACUGUCAAGUGAAGAGAGAUAACAUAUUGCGGCAAUUAUCGCAUUCUAUACAAGACAUCUUAGAAUCAUCUAUCAGUGAGAAAGACUCGCACAUAGCAGAGUUGGAGAUAAAGGGAGUGCUGGAUGAGAGCGAGACGGCACGAUGCGACGCGCUGAAGGAAGAGAGAGACAAACUGCUCAAUAGGCUUAAACUUGAGAACGAGCGGCUAGUGGAGCUGCAGAGGGACGUGUACCAGGAGCCCAAAAAGCAAGGAGAGUGUACAAUCCCCGUGGACCUCACAUUGGCCGACAACGUCAUAGCCGUCUGCGACGAUAAUGUAAUUGUUUGGGAGGAGGACAUCCCCGCAACAGUGCUCUGACGCCAAAAAGCUAAGUCAAAACCUAAAUGUGUUUGUGGCCUUAGCCUCAUUUCCGCACUUGUCACCAUAUCACCCGCUACCUUACCAACAUCAUUGCUUUUCACUCCAGCAUUUAUAAGUCAGAGUUUUAUUACAAAAAAAAUUCGCCCGCUUGCAAUUUCCGAAUUCUGAACGUGUUUCUUCUUUAAUAAAUUUAAAUUUAGAAUCGUGCCAUAAGACCAAAGACUUUUUUUUAUUAAUUCUGUAAAAAUAAAUUGUUUUGUUUUAUUUUUAUCGUUUUCUUUUUUCAAAUCCCUAAAGUUGAGGGUUGCCCUUUAUUUAAGACUGAGGUCUCCAAAUUGAAUCUAGGUGAAUGAUAUUUUUUUAACUGAAUCGAUGGAACCAAUUAUUUAUUAUUAUCUCUACUCAUACUAAUUCUUGCACUUGUUAACAAAAAUGUAUACCUAUUAAAGCAAUAAUUUUAAUCUUACCAAUACUCUAGUUAAACAAUGCUCGGUGUCUAUUUUUAUCUCUAGUCAAAUCUAUUUAAAGAAAAAUUAUAUUGAAAUUAUUUAUCAUAAAUUUAUUGUUUGUCCUAAUAUUGUAAGUACACCGUCAAUAUAUCUAUAGAAUAGGUCUACCUUUUCGCUAUGUAAGUCAUAGCUCUCCCGUUUAGAAUUUAUUUUACGUUAGUACAAAGAUGUUAAAAUUUAUUUAUACAUGUUAGAUGCAAUUAAAUCAAUAGCUAGUUAAUUGUAAUAAUCUAGGGAAUAUAGUAAAAUUGUUUGCCUUUCAAAGCUAUCAGGAAUUCGAAUGUUUUCCAAAACAUAUCAUGCACAAAAAUGGCGACAAAACGGACGGCUGGCAUAUCAUAGCUCCUAAACUGUCCUUAGAUGAUUGUAAUUCAUUAAUGGACAAUUUUGAAACGCUUGUACAAUUACAAAUCACUGCCUUACAUUCUAAGUAAUUUAAAUGAGCUAAUUUGUUGAGCGAGAACAGAAUGCGAGGGAGACACGUCCUUCCCCGACGACUGCUGACGAUAGAAUGAAGCAAAUUGCAAUUUAACUUCCGUUACGGCAGCUAUUUUAAAACUACCCACUGAAGCAUUAUGCAGUUAUUGUGAGCUUUUUAUAACGUAUUUACAACAGUAUUGUAUUUUGUGAUAAAAUAGAGAACAAUACGAUAUCCAAUUUGUGAAAAAUAAAAACGUAAUAUAUUUUUAACUUCCCACGUUAUUAAUAAAAUAAUUUAUACGUCUAGUUAAGUAUUUAGUUAAGCCACAUUUUUACCACGCUUGUUGCUGUUUUAAGCAAUUGUUUUUUAAUGAAGCCCAAUUUCAUAAAUUGGAUCAUCGCCCAUAGACACAUCGAACAUUUUUUUCUUGUAAUUUUUAAGGGACAAUGGUCUUAUAACCCCAUGCCUAAAGCCACAUUGCUCUUGUAAUUGGUGUUUAGAUUGACGUUUCAGUUGUAUAUCGAUUCAGGUUACGCUCUGGCUAGAUAAAAUCACUUAUACGACAAAAUACUAUUCAUUAUACUUCAAGGUUUAUUUGCAAUAAAUCAGGCUGAAUCAAACUUACUACCUACAUAAAUUAUAUUAACAGGACUUUUUUUAUUUAAAGUUGCUGACGUUUCAACGAACUUGUAGUCGCCGUGGUCGAAGCCAGACUAUGACUACAAACAAGGUCGUUGAAACGCAGCAACAUUAAAUCAAAAAAGGUUCGUGCUAGUCCUGUUAAUAUAAUUUAUGUAGUUAUGUGUUCAAAGCGCGUUCAAAGUUUAAAAAACACUAUUGCAAACUUAAUAGUAUGGCUAAAUAUUUAAAUUUUCACUUCUUAGUAAAUUACCAAUCACCGAUUAUAAAAGUGAUACGUGGCGAAACCGUUGUCCUUCUUCUCUUGUCAAUGAAAUAUAACAAUUGUCUAUGUUGAAUUUAUACACUAGAGUGUUGGCAAUUAACGGCUUUUUUAUACACAAAAACGCUGAUGGUAGUUCGUAUUGUAUGUAGCCAGGAUGUCUAGAAAAGGCGCGCGGCGUGACGUCAAAUUAAAAAAAUAUAUAGAUAUUUCUCGUUGAUUUUAAUUUUUAUCUGUAUUUUUCCGUGACGUCACGCCGUGGUAUUUCGUAUUGUAUUUGUAUGGAUUCGACGUAGUGUUGUCGGAGGUCACAAUAAUUAUUAUGGUAUUAAAGUAAUAUUAGUUACUUGUUACAUAAUAUUAUAACGGUGUAACUGUGGGUUUGUUUGUCACGUUGACCGGGAUUAUUAAAUGCUGAGAAUAUAAAUACAUGUUCUUUGAAAAUAUAAUAUCUUCAUAUACGAAA
Molecule: messenger RNA, 9183 nt
Organism: Plodia interpunctella (Indianmeal moth)
Lineage: Eukaryota; Metazoa; Arthropoda; Insecta; Lepidoptera; Pyralidae
Product: plectin-like
Exons: 21
Coding region: 26-6883 (2285 amino acids)
Biological process (GO): neuromuscular synaptic transmission; maintenance of presynaptic active zone structure; regulation of synaptic plasticity
Cellular component (GO): cytoskeleton of presynaptic active zone
Molecular function (GO): structural constituent of presynaptic active zone
Source: RefSeq, a predicted model, not a curated record